Messenger RNA from Rotaria socialis, 1788 nucleotides. The record is from the annotation of a GenBank genome assembly. NCBI's taxonomy places the organism in Eukaryota, Metazoa, Rotifera, Eurotatoria, Philodinida, Philodinidae.
AUGUUAAAGUUCUUAAGGCUCAAUCCCAGAAUUUGGGGUAUUGCGCAUAGUCCAGUGAAUUUGGAACUGAUUUGCAGUAUUUGGAGUGAAACGGAUUGGUCAGAAACAACAAACCUGACCAUGACCACACUGUACGAAAACAUGACAGUCUGGCUUUGUCGACGAUAUUUAGCUAGGAAAAGUACUUCGAUCCAAAUCAGUAGAAUGGAAGUGUACGAAAAGUGUCGUCCGGAACUAACUUUCUUAGAAACGCUAGCAUUUGAAGGAAUGACCAGCAACACCAUAAUUUUACGAAAAGAAUUGCUCCAGAAAGUGAUGCACGAUAUUGGCUGCUUGUCGGAUAUCUAUUCCGAUGCACUGCAUAUUGGCAUUUUGAAAUCGUUCGAUAAUGGACCAACUGGGAAUCAAAUUCAAUUAGAAAAAAAUCACUAUUUCGUUCAUCUCAGUUUCCAAGAAUUCUUUGCAGCACAACAUUUGGUGAGACUUCUCAACAGCACUACACGUGACAUUGCAAUUCAGUUUAUUGAAACUCAUAAGUAUGAGAAACGUCUACAGCUAGUAUUUAUCAUUGCAUCUGGUCUUCUCAUUCAAUCCGAAAACACAAAAUCAAUUCAUACAUUUUGGGACGCCAUUUUCGGUGACCCACAUGAUCUCGUGGGUAUUCGACACAUGCAGCUUGUGACAGUGUGCCUUGACGAAACUCAAUGUGACUGCGCGGUGCCACAUCGCAGCCAGUCCAUAUCAUUACUACUCAAUUGGAUAAGGUUCGCCUUCAGCCAAAACAACUUCAAACUGCAGGAAACAAUUGCAAUGACAAUAAAUUCAUGCAGCAAAAUACAGAAUUUACCAGAAGUACAGAUUGAGUUCGCGUCUCUCUUGAAAACCGAACCGGAAUACCACAAAUCACAUAUAGCAACCUUCAUUGGCAACCUGAAUAUCACCGACCCACACAACAAAUUAAUUGAAACAUUGUUACUUCAACUUCAACACAAUGAUGAAAAGAUUAGAGCAACGGUAUGCUAUCCUCUUGGGAAGAUCGGUGAACAAGCAGGAAAGAGCCAGGUGAUUGAUCGGUUGCUGGUGGCACUAGGUGAUCCGGAUGACCAGGUUCGCUUGAGUGCAUGUAGUGCUCUUGGAGCGAUGGGCGAAAAAGCAGCAACGAGCCAGGUGAUUGAUCGGCUGGUGGUGAUACUUGGCUAUCAGAACAAGAAGGUUCGAUGGGGUGCAUCUAGUGUUCUUCGAGCGAUGGGCGAAAAAGCAGCAACGAGCGAGGUGAUUGAUUGGUUGUUGGUGGCAUUAGAUGAUCAGAAUGUGUGGGUUAGUGCGAAUGCAUGCCGUGCUCUUCAGACGAUGGGCAAAACAGCUGCAACGAGUCUGGUGAUUGAUCGUUUGGUGGUGGCUCUUGGUGAUCUUGUUCAAGGUAUUCGAAGUACCGAUCUGAAGGGCGCUAAUACGCUUUUAGAACUGUUUUCGUAUCUCCUGCAGUGGGGUGCUGAUGGCGACGCGAGGUUGCAGAAAUCGAAUAUUUAUGAUGGGAUUGAUGGAAUGUCCUUGAAACUUUUUCAGUUACUGAUUUAUACGCAUGAUUGUCGUUUGCUUCCCAUAUUCGUGGAGUGUUGCCUAAUGGAGGAAAUAGCGGUCAUGGUGUUUGGUGACAGGGUGAUUAUGCAUUUCGAGUGGGUGGCAGUGGAGACACGAAUCAGAAACUCGGAGGUGCUAUGGAAGCUUUGCAAUGCUUUUUAUGAUUUCGGUUUAAAAGUGCUUGAUUGCCGCCCACGGAAUAGUUGA